Stegodyphus dumicola is the source of this 3479-nucleotide messenger RNA. RefSeq lists its product as uncharacterized. The record is from RefSeq and is a predicted model, not a curated record. Lineage: Eukaryota; Metazoa; Arthropoda; Arachnida; Araneae; Eresidae. Gene Ontology annotation, biological process: transmembrane transport. Gene Ontology annotation, molecular function: monocarboxylic acid transmembrane transporter activity.
AUAAUCUGUCCAUUCUUUACGUUAACACUGAGUUCUUUGAUAACUGAAUAAGGGUGAACCUGUCUUUCUGUGAAUAUUUCGAACUAUUUUGGAAUAUGCAUGUAUAAAACUCUCAGAAAGGAACUUCCCGAUUUACUUUUAAAGUGCGUCAUGCUGGAGACUUAUAAUGUUAUGUUCUUCCAUAUAUCAUCUUUUUGAAAAUGGAGGAAUCAACGACAGCUGUUGGAAUCAAAGAAGAUAAUGUUCUGUGUCCAAGUAUAAGGAGGGAUAUUUCGAUAUUGAGGGCAGGCAUAAAAACAUUAAGAGGUCCAGAUGCCUGCCGGGCAUGCAUCGUAGCUUUUGCCAUUUUCGCCAUCAAUUGCAUCAUCAUUGGAUUUGGAAAAAUAUCAGGAAUACUGCUCGUUGACUUUAUGAAAGUGUUCAAAAUCAACAGAAAAGCAGCUUCAACUCCGUUUAGCAUUCAGCUAUCCAUAAGAAACUUUACAGGACCUGUUGUUGGAAUCGUUGGACAAAAAUGUGGAAUGCGAUUAGUAACAAUCACAGGAGGUCUCAUAGCAGCAAUUAGUGCUGUAUCAUGCAGUUUUGCAACCAAUAUCGACUGGAUGAUUCUUCUGUGGGGAGCACUGUAUGGUGUGGCUACGGCUUUCACUAGCAACAUCAGUCUAGUUGUCCCAGAGCAAUAUGGUGCGAAACGUCAGAUCUCAACAACUGGUUUGGAAUUUUCAGGGGGUAAUAUUGGAGGCAUUUUCUUCCCGUUUAUCUUGGAAAAAAUUAUUCCGAACAAUGGGAUUCCAGUUACUUUCCUAGUCAUGGCAGUUGUUAUUCUACUAGUGAUUCCAGCUACAAUCGUUCUUCAAGAUCCACUCUGGCUGCAGAGGGAAGUAAAGUCUCUGCGUUCCAGCAGAUCUAACCAAGAGACACUCAACAGCGGUCCUGAUGCUCUUAAUUUUCAGUCAAAUGACGAUUCUAGUCUUGUUCUUCAUAGCGGUGAGCAUAGGGCAACAAAUGAAGUCGAUGCUUAUAAUAACCUGGAGAAAAAUGACUUAACGAGUAUGGGCUGUUCUCACGUAAAGGAUCAAAUGAAUGCAGAAAUUCAAGGUACAAAUGGCGUUGUUAGAGCUAGUGGUUCUCAGGCGAUUGAUAAUAUGAAUGGAGAAGCAGUACAUUCCCGAAACAUUAAUUUUAAUUUCUUACGGCAAAAUGGAGAUACCGUUUAUCGCUUAUUGUGCUUAAAUAAUCUUCAAAGUGAAAGUCAGAAUUCAGUGCCAAUGGAAAAGUUAGAGUCGUUUAAGGAAGAUUUUGUUAAGAGAGAAUUAGAAGAACUCUAUAGCUCUCUCGAAGAAUCAUUAAAUAAUUGUACACCAUUCGUAUCUGAAGUUAAGAAAGAAUUAUUAGAUUACCAAACAAAAGUAAAACAAAAUCGUGAGUAUUUUUAUAGGGAAAAAGAAAUAAUAAAUCCUGCUCGGAAGGAUGAAUAUUUAAAUUAUUUAUUGAGCUUAAGAUCUUCUCCGAAUGAUAUUGUAUUUAACUUGAAAGUUUCAGAGUAUUAUUACGAAAUUCCAAAAAAACUUUAUAUUCUUAUUGAACUGAAUGAUUUAUUUGAAAAAGAUGAAGAAGAAAUACUUUUCCACUUUGAGCUUACAUCUCGCAAACAUGUUCAUGAAGUUUUACAAGAACUUCGGAAACUAAAUGAAUUAUUCUUACCAGAAGUUGAGACCUCAUUUAUCGAGAGCUGCGGAUCGUAUGUUUCAAUCUCAGCUUGGAUGCACAGUCAGGAACAAAGCAAUAGAAUUUCCUUACAAAAAAGUAAUGAACAACUUGAUAAAUUGUGGUGCCACAUCAAAACAGCAAUCAGUCUUCACACCAAUCCUCUGUUUCUAUUAAUUAGCCUUUGCCGAGGAGUACAUGUACUAAGCUUUAUGUCGAUUGCCAUAGCUGUUGUAGAUUUUGGAAUGGAUAAGGGUUUGACAGAGAUGGAUGGCAAGUACCUUUUAGCAGCAGUCUCUGGGGGAGAUCUCUUUGGGUGUUUGUGCCUGGGAUGGAUCACAGAUCGUGGAUUCAUCGGCUUAAAGAACUACAUGUUAGCAACGCUGAUCCUUCAGGGAGCAAACUCAUAUGUUAUGCCAUUUAUUAAACGUAAAGGUAUGAUUUUAGGUGGUGUGUUUUUAUACUCUGCUCUUCAAGGAUCUGCAUUCGUUCGUCAUCCUAUUCUAAUCCAUAAAUACGUGAAAAGUCAUGAGACGUCGACUGGCGUUACAUGUAUAAAUAUCUUUUCCGGCUUGAUAGGAUUUAUAGUACCAAGUUACAUUGGUUGUUUUCGUGAUAUCCUUGGAUCUUAUGAUGGUCUCUUCUACAGCAAUUCUCUUAUUUGCACUUCAGUGGGACUUCUGUGGGUUUUUGAGCCUUUAGUUCGUCGCUGCUCUUCUGCUUUACGACAUAUGGAUUAUGAAAAUUUGGCUUCAAACUGAAUAAUUACUUCUAUUUUAUGUGCUCUAAAGUUCACCCUUCUGCUAGUUCUUCUGGCAAGGUUAUAGUUUUUUGUUAAUAAAAGAAGACAGAUGGAGAGGACAAGAGAAUUAGAAGUUUUUAGUUUCAUAAUAGAAUAAUUAGUAAUAGAUUAUACUGGGUGGUAGUUAAAUUCAAAGCAGUUAAAAGUUUUUAUACGUAAUAUUCGUAGUUUGAUUAAUAAAGCACCUGACCACUCAUGCAUAUACUUAGUAAUUGAUCACAUGUAACAUUUUGAUGACUCAAUGCUUUACUAUAAGAGGGUGGAAUCAUAAGAAAGAAAUAAUAGUCAACUGCAAUUCUCUGCGUAUGUAUGUUACUAACAAAUAAAAUUCAGCUCAUAUUAAUUAAUAGACAUCGAAGAAGGUCACCAAACUGACAUAAUACGAAAAAUUUUAAUUUCCUUGUUUUUCCAUAGGAUUUACACAGGGUUUUACUCAUCAAAAAUUGACAGACAUUCUAAACAGGUUCUGCAGAUUUUCAACACUUUUCAAGGUUACUACAAAUGACUAUCUAGUGCAACCUAUUGAGAAGGGGAAAAAAAUUAAAAUAAGGCAUUUAAACACUUUUAGAGGCAAAGGGUGAAAAUGUGAGAUAAAGCUUUUAAACAUAUUGAAUUGUAAAUUGCUUAUAAUGACGAUAUUUUUGAUGAACAUUGCGCAACUAGUAUCUUUUAAAUAUAAGAAGUAAUAUCACGUCAACUGCGUCUCUUCCGGCAAAACAAGUUACACCCUAAUCAAUCAUAUUGUUUCAUAGCAUGUUCGUCCUCCUUGUAAUAGUUGUGAAGAAGACCGUGAAGAGAAUAUAAUUGAGUGCCUAAAAUGCAUAGGACCGGUAUACGAUUUAUGUGCUGAAGGUGACAAGAAAUGACAUAUGUGCGACUAAUGUUGUUAAUAUUGUUGACAAGAAAAUGAAAAAAUAUCUUUAUGCUCAUUGUUGUAAUUAAUUGUAUUAAAAGACUAAUGGAAAAAAAA